AUCACGAAGAAGGUAUGCGGCAGCAGAGAAGCCAUUAAUAGGGUGGCGAUAAGGCAAACAGACGCAAGUUUGAAUUAUGAAUGAAAGGUUUUUUUUAAUGAUAUGUAAGAAUGCAAACAGAUCAGAAAAGUAUAAUAUGCACUCGACCUCAUUUAUUUUCACUACUAAUCAUAAGAAUACUUGACCACGUCUAUUUAAAACUAUGUUCUACUGACAAAGAAUGAUCAAAAAUAAAAAUGUUUGAGUGAAAUUACCUGUCAGUGCAGUGUGAAAAAGUGGUAUUCAAACGGUAGUUGAUAUGAUUGAAGUAGUGUUUCAUAAGUGUGGAUAUGACAGAUUAAUCAAAUGAGACGAGUCUGUGCUUUGCAUCUCGGUUCAAUUUCAAUCAGGUCCAUUAUAAUUGACCGACGAUGAUCUCUAUCUAUUAUCGGAUGGUAUUAAUGCCGAUAUAACUACAUCGAAACACGUACAAUUGGCAGUGUAUAGUGUUGAAAGCACUCAAAUCGGAGACUUGAUUACCUAGCUUUAGUCAUCUAUAGCUUUUAGUCAUCAAUGGAAACACAUUGAUUCUGUUAGGCACAAUAAUUUAUAGCUAUCUACGAAGCUUUAGAUCAUGGCAUUCGUUUGCAAUGAUUUCAGCAAAGUCUUGGAGACAAUUAUUGAAGAAAAGGCAAGUUUUUCAGCGAUUUAUUUUAUUCAUUAUAUGUCUAAUUAAUAAUUAUAACAAGAGACUUUUUACGAACGAUUAAAUAAAUCUCAUGGUCCAUCCGGAAAAAUAAGAAACUUAAGAUUAUUUUUCUUUCGCGUUUUUAAAUUUUGUUUUCGCGUAUGAUACCUAAUUAAACAACUUUAUUAAUUUCCUCAUCAUUAGCUCUUUUAUUUCCAUAAGGAAGGAAGGAAUUAUAGAUGGUUAAAGAGGCUGGGCCAUGACACUUCACACUGGUCGAAUACGGAUUGAAGAGUAUUAACUACUGCAAAAAUAGCUGGGACAAACAGAUUAACGAGCCUUCCGAAGCACGGAGUAGCUAGAGAAACGUGGGGUAAGGUAAUCCUUUCAAUUUGUCAAAAUGUGGUAAAUUAAAUAUAACUGCUUUGUUAUGAAUUUCAUAAUUUAACCUGCCCUGGGUUAUCAACGCUAGGUUAGCAAGAUAAGUAUAUAUUUUAAUAUUAUUCAAUUAACUUUAGAAACAAAAGUUUGUACCAAGAAAACUAAAUUUAAAAUAUCUAAUAUUUUUCAAAAAGAAUAUAUAUGUAUAAAGUAGAGUUUUGUUAUGAAAUAUAUUAUGAAAAAUUGACAGAAAAACCUCUAAUAACGUCAUUUUGACAAUUCAUAAACAAAUCAGCUUAUAAUUUGAUUGAAAAUAAAAAUUCUAGUUUUAUUAAUUAAUUCUUUUUAUUUACCAAGAAAACUAUAAAAACAUGGAAAGUUUCAUUAAAAACAUAAAAAAGAAGCUCUCCGUUGACAACAUUGUCGACAUGAUGAAAGAAUGUAAGAUAAUUAUUGUUUCUAAAUUUUUUAUCGUAUUGAUUCGUUUCAGGAAAUUUAGUCCCAACAUAAAUUAUUAAUUAGUAAUUAUGUGGCAGUUAGAAAUAUGCUUCUAGUCACGCAACCGUUCGUGCCGGGCAAGUUUAUUGGUUUUCAUAAAAAUAUGAGUUGUAAUUAGCUUUAUUGUUUUAAGCUAUCAAGCAAAUAUUACAAAUACAACAAACAAAAUAUACCAUCGGAUUUUAAUUUACACGCUCUUUUUUGGAAUUAGAUAUUCGAGUAAUUCAAAAUAUUGUAAAUGCGAAUAAUUCCCAACUGUUACUUAAUUUUUGCUGUGCUAAAACUCUCUUGAUUACUCUUGAGUACUCUUGAAUUACUCUGUAUAUUGUUGAUAAGAACGACAGUAAAAUUUCUUUGAGUAGAUCAGAACAUCUCAACGUAAAGACAGCGGGAUGCGAUUUUGUUCUAUAUUAUAUAUAGAUGAUUAUAUAUUUUCUUUAUUUCGAUGUUUCAGCUAAAGUUAUCGACGAGAAUGCCAUCAAAGAAGAAGAUGUAAGAAAAACUCUGCAGAAAAUAGAUCCAAACUCCCUAAUGGACGUUGAUGAACUGGCAGCAAAGUUGAACGAGAUAUCAGAGGAUAUGAAUAAGGCGAAACAGGAAAGCACCACGGGCAUGAAAAUAAUAGAAGCGGCUAAAUCUGGUAUUACUGCUCUUCAGAAACCGACUCAAGAGGAAACACCUAGCACUGAAAAUGAAUACCUGCGCGCUCUAAACAGAGAAGAAAAUGUUUUUAGGUUGAAUGAUGAUUUCCAUUAAAAUUAAUUAGUUCUGAAUAACAUUUUCACAUUUAUUUGAUCGACUUAAAUUAUAUAUUGGUUAUAUCAAUAUGUUUUUAUUUUAGUAUGUAAAUUAGUCUGGAGUUACUCUCCAACGAUUUAGAUUAUUUAGAUUUAAAUUUGCUAUUAGGCGAUUGCUCAUAAAUCGAAAGGGAAUUAAAUGAAUUUAAUAAUUUAAUGGACUUAUCAUGGUAAUGGAUAUGAAUAACUCCUCAAGAGUUCAUUUUAUAUUUAACUAAUUCAAAUACAUUAUAAUGUUUAUGAUAAUAAUUAAGAAAUAUUGAAGCCAGAGCGGAAAGUUUAUUUGUUUGUCGAAAAACAAAUUCUCUAAGAAAAAGAGAACCAGAGUUGAUACUUCUAUUCAAAGUAGAAAGUCAAUAUUGGUAUUAAUUAUUAUUUUUGGGUAAUGCCAAACAAUUUAAAACUAUAAAUUAAACAAAACCAUUACCAUGAUAAGUACGACUAAAUAGGAAUAGUGUAACUUAAUUAGGCACAUGACGAGACUGGAUGUUAUUUGAUAAA
Molecule: messenger RNA, 2844 nt
Organism: Diatraea saccharalis (sugarcane borer)
Lineage: Eukaryota; Metazoa; Arthropoda; Insecta; Lepidoptera; Crambidae
Source: the annotation of a GenBank genome assembly